AUGGUGUGUUACAGUCUGUGGUGUGGAUCAGACACAGACACAACUGAAGCCGCAGCUGCCCCGGUGCCUGCCACUCACUCCGGUGCCUGCCGCAGCUGCCCCAGUGCCUGCCACUCACCCCCUGCUGUGGACACUAUUAGCUCAGAAUCGCUGGAACAAAUUUGCCUCAGACCACAUGUCCGAGUGAGUUCGUCCGCUCUGUGUUUUUUUUACCUCCGCUCAGUGAAAGCAGUUUACUCCCCUCCUCACCCGCCGUGCUCCUCACCCGCCGUGCUCCUCACCCGCCGUGCUCCUCACCCGCCCUGCUCCUCACCCGCCGUGCUCCUCCGCAGCCUCUGCCAAUAUCCACAAUGCUCCGGGUCCAUCAUCCGGUCCACAGGAAGCCGGGUCUCUAACUCCGGCUAA
This is a messenger RNA of Knipowitschia caucasica, 405 nucleotides long. Lineage: Eukaryota; Metazoa; Chordata; Actinopteri; Gobiiformes; Gobiidae. The record is from the annotation of a GenBank genome assembly.